CCGACUCGGCCGGGCUCAAUCCAUUUCAAAUGGAGAUUUUGGAGCUCAACAAAACCCUCCUUUGAUGCUCAAGUCAAGCUUGAGGUUGCACAUCUCAUAUCGCAACGCCCCCUCCUCCUCCUCCUCUCUUCAGUCAGAUGCUAUGCUGCCUAGUUCCAGUGUCACCGGAAUUCCCCACUCUCGCAAUUCACGAAAUGAGAAUUCCAACCUUGGCCAUCAGGGAAAUGGAGGACCAGGUCGUGCCCACUCUGAGGAACUGCACUGGGCUUGCGAAAUUGAAGCAAGUCCAUGCUCGCAUUGUGGUAUCUUCCCUCUCCCAAAGUUGUUACCUUUCGACCAGAAUCAUAAGCAUUUGCAGCGCCAUCGGAAGGCUGGACUACGCGACGCUAGUAUUCAACCAGGUGGAGCAACCCAACGUCUUCUUGUACAACGAAUUGAUAAAAAACUACGCCAAAAAGAACCUUUUUGAGGAGGCAAUCGAUCUCUACAGGCGGAUGCUGAAGCAAGAUGGCCUUUUUGCGGAUCGAUUCACAUAUCCCUUUGUUAUCAAAGCUUGCGCCGGCCUGGCGGCUCUGCAUCUCGGCAAGCAACUUCACGCCCGUGUUUCUAGGUCAUGUUUGAUGUCCAAUUCUAUCAUUCAGAACUCUUUGAUCGAAAUGUACACUAGGAGCGAUGAUUUAAUCAGCGCACAUUGCCUGUUCGACGAAAUGGCGGAGAGAGAUGUGAUAUCUUGGAAUAUGCUAAUCACGGCCCAUGCUCGGUUGGGGCAGAUGAGGAAAGCUAGAAAUAUGUUCAACAGAAUGCCCGAGAGAACAGUAGUCUCAUGGACCGCAUUGAUCUCUGGUUACACCUCCAUCGGUUGCUACUCUGAUGCUAUAGAGGCCUUCAGUGAGAUGCAGUCAGAAGGCCUGGAACCGGAUGACAUUAGCAUCGUGUCAGUAUUACCAGCAUGUGCUCACUUGGGAGCUCUGGAGUUGGGCAAGUGGAUACAUGCCUUCUGUAGUAAGCACAGGUUGCUGAAGAAGACAUUCAUAUGCAAUGCCCUCAUGGAGAUGUAUGCUAAAUGUGGAAACAUUGACCAAGCCCGUCAGAUAUUCGACAGUUUGCGAAUAAGAGACGUUAUCUCAUGGAGCACAAUGAUCAGUGGGCUUGCAACGCAUGGGAGGGCGUUUGAUGCAAUCAAGUUGUUUAUGGAAAUGGAGAAUGAUACGAGAGUGAGGCCAAAUUGCAUUACAUUUCUUGGGCUUUUAUCUGCCUGUUCUCAUGCUGGAUUAGUGGAUGAGGGAAUGCAGUACUUCAGUUCAAUGAAGAAUGUCUAUGGUAUUGAUCCUGAAAUUGAGCAUUACGGUUGUAUGGUGGAUCUCCUUGGUCGAGCAGGCUGCAUUAGUCGUGCUAUGGAACUCGUAAAUGGCAUGCCAUUUACACCUGAUGUUAGCAUCUGGGGUUCUUUGCUUAGUUCUUGUAAAACCCAUGGAGAUCUCAAAACAGCUGUAAAUGUGACAGAGAGGCUACUUGAGCUUGAACCAGAGGACACUGGCAACUAUGUGUUGCUUUCAAACAUUUAUGCUGCUGCAGGAAGGUGGGAUGCUGUCGCUAAGAUGAGGAAAUUAGUGAGAAGCAUGAAUAUGAAGAAGACACCAGGCUGCAGCCUGAUUGAGGUGAACAAUGUGGUUCAGGAGUUUGUUGCUGGAGAUGAAUCAAACCCACUUUUUAUUGAUUUAUGGCCAAUUCUUGAUUUGUUGUCCUCGGAGCUAUCAAGAACUCAAAUUAUAAGAACAGUGUCGACAGAGCAGAUGAAGCUUAUGGAUUUGCAUCAGGAAGAGGACGGCCCUUCCAUAGCAGUGCUGUGAUGCAGAAGAGCAUGCACGUGUUAGAUCAGACUUGAUUGUCCAGUCGACAUAAGGGCAAUUCUGCUUGACAAAUUGUUCUUGGGUUUCGGCAAAAAACAACUCAGAAGAUUGCUUCAUGGAGAGAGAGAGGUGAGUCUAAUUUCAUUAACCUGCCCAUCUCCUUCAAAGCAGUGUUUACUCAAAAAAUAGAAAAAAUAUAUGUAAACAAAGAGAAAUGGGUUAUGAUAUAUAUUUCCUUGAACAUGAUA
Molecule: messenger RNA, 2098 nt
Organism: Zingiber officinale
Lineage: Eukaryota; Viridiplantae; Streptophyta; Magnoliopsida; Zingiberales; Zingiberaceae
Product: pentatricopeptide repeat-containing protein At2g20540-like
Exons: 1
Coding region: 138-1850 (570 amino acids)
Biological process (GO): RNA modification
Molecular function (GO): protein binding; RNA binding
Source: RefSeq, a predicted model, not a curated record